AAUUCCACGCGCAGGGGGAAGAGUUCAGUAUCACCACGGAAGUGGGAACGGAGUGCGCGUGAGACUUGAGCCGGGCUUCAGGCAGCACGAUGUGGGCUCGGAUAGUAGCUGGAGGGGGGGCUCUGGGGGGUUUGGGGGGUCCGGGGGGCCCGGGGGGCCUGGCGGGUCCCGGAGGUCCGGGGCUCGGGCUGCUGCGGGUCGGAGCGGGAUGCACCGGCCACAGGCUCCGGCAGCAGAGGAUGGCGUCCGGCGGAGAGACGUUGAAGAAGACGCCGCUGUUCGACUUCCACCGGGACCAGGGAGGGAAGAUGGUGGAGUUUGCAGGUUGGAGUAUGCCGGUGCAGUACAAAGACAGUCACAUCAGCUCGCACAUGCACACCAGAGAACACUGCUCCAUCUUCGACGUCAGCCACAUGCUGCAGACCAAAGUCCACGGCCGAGACCGGGUCAAGUUCAUGGAGUCUCUGGUGGUCGCAGACGUCGCAGAACUCAAUGAAAACCAGGGGACACUGUCUCUGUUCACCAAUGAUAAAGGCGGGAUCAUCGAUGACCUCAUCGUGACAAAAACCGACCAGGGUUACCUCUACGUGGUCUCCAACGCCGGCUGUGCUGAUAAAGACUCAGCUCAUAUGAAGGCCAAAGUGGCGGAGUUCAAAGCUGCAGGGUUCGAUGUGGACCUGGAGUUUCUUGAUGAAGCCCUGAUUGCUGUACAAGGUCCGUCCAUGUCUCGGGUCCUUCAGGAGGGUCUGAAGGACGACCUCGGGAAGCUGACCUUCAUGAUGUCCACUCUGGCAACAGUGUUCGGCGUCCGCGACUGCAGGGUGACGCGCUGUGGAUACACCGGCGAGGACGGAGUGGAGAUCUCCGUCCCUCGGUCCAAGGUGGUGGAGUUGACGGAGACGCUGUUGAAAAACCCUGAGGUGAAGCUGGCCGGUCUGGGCGCCAGGGACAGUCUGAGGCUGGAGGCGGGGCUCUGUCUCUAUGGCAACGACAUCGACGACACCACCACACCAGUAGAGGCCACUUUAGUCUGGACCAUAGGAAAGCGUCGACGUCAGACCAAGGGUUUCCCUGGUGCCGACAUCAUCGUACCUCAGAUUAAAGCCAAAACAGCGAAGAAGAGAGUGGGUCUGGUGUCAACAGGCCCCCCCGUCAGACCACACACCCCCAUACUGAGCCCCGACGGAAAGGUCAUAGGGGAGGUGACCAGUGGCUGCCCGUCUCCCUGUCUGAAGAAGAACAUCGCCAUGGGUUACGUGGAGGCUGCAUUUGCUAAAAACGGAACGGCAAUCCAGGUGGAGGUCAGGAAAAAGGCAGUGCCGGCCACCGUCAGCAAGAUGCCAUUUGUUCCUACUAACUACUACAGCGGAUAGAAAGGCAGAGGCUGCAGCAGGGCAUCUAUCUUGACAGAGGUCUGCACUCUCUGAGUGCUUUUCUUGUUUCAAAUAAUGUAUACCAUAAAUGUGCAAAAUCAUCAGCUAACAGCAGCAGAAGGUUAAUAAGACCGUUGUUUAUCAUUGGCCAUGAAUCCCUCGUUCCUCUCCUCCAUGUUGAAAAGAUCGUGUAUCACAAUUUUUUCCUAGUUCUCCAGUGGAAAAUACAACACGAGGGGGCGUUCAUGUGCAGUUUUCCUGUUUUCUAACUAGUAUUUACUAUAAUUCCAGCAGCACAUGAAGGCAGCAUAAGCCCUGCCCCUUCCCGUUUCAGAUAAACUAUGAAAAUGUUGGUCAUUGGACAGAGAUGAAUAAUUGGAUUGUGUCAUUAUUUACACAUAUGACGUUGUACAAGAAAGUGUCGUUUGUGGUAAAGAAACAACAGCUGAAUGGACACAUUUUACAUUCCACGUUCCAUCUUCAGACUCUGAGCAGAAACCGUUACCGUGGCGACACCUCCGUGACCUUGAGGUGUGAAGUCUUUACAUUUACGGAUUUACACCGUCUGAUACUUCAGCUGUUUUACAACAAACUCACACUUUAUUCACUUGGAAAAUUAUCUUUAAACUGACAAACCUCAUAUGUGUAAUUGGUGGAAUAAUUUAAUAGAAUUACUGGUUUUUCUUCUAUAUUAUAAAAGCCAAGUGGCCUCUG
Messenger RNA from Sphaeramia orbicularis (orbiculate cardinalfish), 2087 nucleotides. RefSeq names its product aminomethyltransferase (gene amt). The transcript is spliced from 9 exons. Bases 90 to 1373 code for a protein of 427 amino acids. Gene Ontology annotation, cellular component: glycine cleavage complex; mitochondrion. Gene Ontology annotation, biological process: glycine catabolic process. Lineage: Eukaryota; Metazoa; Chordata; Actinopteri; Kurtiformes; Apogonidae. Gene Ontology annotation, molecular function: protein binding; aminomethyltransferase activity. The record is from RefSeq and is a predicted model, not a curated record.